Molecule: messenger RNA, 5403 nt
Organism: Oncorhynchus mykiss (rainbow trout)
Lineage: Eukaryota; Metazoa; Chordata; Actinopteri; Salmoniformes; Salmonidae
Product: myelin-associated glycoprotein
Biological process (GO): cell adhesion
Cellular component (GO): plasma membrane
Molecular function (GO): sialic acid binding
Source: RefSeq, a predicted model, not a curated record
GAGCGAGAGGUCUCUUCAUGGCAGCGCGAGUGGUGGCGUGACGGUUAGCUUAUAGUAGUACGUGUGCUUGUUGUUGGGGACAGGCUUGUUGGGGCUGAGGCUAGAAGCCCAAGAGAGGGAGAGAAACGCCUGUGACACUCACCUGACUGCACAGAAUCCAUAGAACCCGGCAGACAGGAUUUUACAACCUGCGGAGACGCACAAGGGAACCACACGCCCGGGGAGAACGUAGAACCGACAGAACCGAGGGGAGGAACCGAGAGGGAGCCGGAGCCUGGUGCUGAAGCUGGUAUGAGAGAAGUUAAGGGAGAGGGCUGUUGAGGUGUCUGGGUGUGAUUGGGCACCCUCUAGUGAACAUUACUACUACUACUACUGCGACCACCAAGCUGAGGAAUCAGAUAUUUUCUGUCUUGGCUACUUUUCGCCCAUUGAGCAAUUCAAGAGGCCUCCGGUUCAGGGUUAAAUAGACACCAUGUGGUGUUUGGAGCUGCUUCUGCCGCUGUUGCUAAUCAUCAAAGAUGUCAGUGGCCAGUGGAACGUAUGGAUACCCAGGGACAUCUCGGCCAUGACCAACUCCUGCGUGGUCAUCCCCUGCACAUUCAUGUACCCGUCCGGUAUCCGUCUGCACUACGGCAUCCACGGAAUCUGGUACUUUGGCCAGCCCUACCCCCAGCUCUUCCCACCUGUGGUGUUCAAGACGCGCACAGAUAUCGUACAUGAAAGUUACCAAGGGCGUACCAAGCUCAUCGGGGACCUGCACCAGAGGAACUGCACUCUGCUCAUCAGUAAUAUUGGUACAGAGCACUCAGGGAGGUACUACUUCCGUGCCGACCUGGGCGGUGCCAACAUCUACACUUACCCAGACUUCUCUGAGCUCAAGGUGCUGGACCAGCCGAACAUUGACAUCCCUGAGGAGAUAGUCGCUGACGAGAAUCUGGAGUUGACCUGCUAUGCUCCAGACAACUGUCCAGAGAAUAGCCCAGAGAUCCAAUGGAUGUACACAGACUACCUGCCUGAACCUGAGUAUACCUCAGACUACGUGGCAGAGAGCAACACAGCCGUGCUGUCCAGCACGCUCACCUUCACCCCCAGGCCCAUGCACAACGGUCAGCUGCUGGGCUGCAGGGUCUCCUACCCCAACACCACCCUGGUCUACGAGAGACUCAUCUCUCUGGACGUCAAGUAUGCCCCUCGCUCGGUGUGGGUGAACGUGUCCGCGGAGGUGAUGGAGGGCAGCUCGGUAACGCUGCACUGCGAGGUGGACAGUAACCCUCCUCCCAGGAUCUCCUGGCUAUUUGGGGACCAGGAGCAGCUGUGGGACACAGCCUCCAAUGCUUCGCUCUCCCUGGAGGACUUAACCCCCUCUCAGGAGGGUAUCUACACCUGUGUGGGGGAUAACGGCUACGGCGUCAUGAACACGUCCAUGUACCUGGCCGUCUUGUACCCUCCCAGUGAGCCAGUGGUAAAUGGCUCCCUGACCAUUUUGGAAGGUUCCUCCAUCUCCCUGCAAUGUAGCACACAAGGCAAUCCCACGCCCACCCUCACCUGGCUGAAGGACGGGGAGCUGGUGGGCACCAUCACGGCCGCAGAGGUGUCUGUGCUGGAGCUUCUGAAGCUCACCCCUCAGGGAGACGGACAGUACCGCUGCCUGGCAGAGAACGAACACGGACGAGCCAGCAGCUCCCUCAACAUCACUGUGGAAUACGCCCCAGUCCUUCUGGACGAGUCCAAGUGCACAGUGGUGAGGGAGGGAGUCCAGUGUGUUUGCAUGGCUACGGGUAACCCUGCUCCCAUCAUCGAGUUCUACCUCCCCGACAAGAACAUCACCGUCAACGACACGGACGGCCGCUACAACUACUACACGCACACGGACGGCCACACGUCCACGGGCAUGAUCAAACUACGGGAGAAGGGCGAGCGCCUGGGCAACGGUGCUGUCAAUGUGCACUGCAGCAUUAGCAACACGUACGGGUCGGAGAGCUUUCAUCUGGAGCUACAGCAGGAGAAGAAGUACAUGAUGGCAGUGAUCGUUGGCACCAUCGGUGGAGUGGCUGUCAUCGCCUUCAUCAUCGCAGCAGUGAGAUAUGUGGGCCAUAACAACAAGAAAGAGAAUGGCAACCCUGGGCAGGACCUGGUCUCUAAACUGGAGAACCCAGCAUUGUACUACAGCACAGUCAAGAAGGACAAACAAUGUUUGAGGAAGAAAGUGCUUAAGACAGAGCUUCUGGGCUCAAAGUUUAACUCCAUUCUAGAGGAGAGCACGGGAGAAGACGGGGAUUAUCAACCUGUGGGCUCUAUGGCAGACCUGGAGAGGCAAGAGCUGAACUAUGCCGCCCUGGAGUUUCUGGGGGGGCGCUCCAGGGAUGGGGGGACCUCAGGGAGGGGGGAUGACGGCAGCGACUACACCGAGAUCAAGGCCAAAUGAAUCGCGAUCCUUCCCUGACCCAUCGUCACCGCGGGACACAGUGGCAGCCAUGUUGUCGCCCCCUUCCUCACGUCAUUCACCCCCUCUUCAAACGUCUUCCCCCCUCCCCCGUGGACACCAUCACCACCCUUCACCAUCACACCGAGAUCCCCCAUCGUCUCCCCCCGUCCCUGACUCAUUUCAAAUGAUGCCCCCGUUAGUUGACCCCCAAGCCUCCAGGGGGAGCCCCAGUGACAUCUCGCCACCCAGGACUGCUGGUAGCUACUUGCAAGGUCGGAACACGGCCCAGUGGACAAUGUAAAAAGAUCUUUGUAUUAUCAGCAGCUCUCGGUCUCCCAGCUCUUACCCUACUGGUCAUAGUCACAACAUUUCCUCAUAACAGGUACAAUGUUUUAGUUACUGUACUGUAUCAUCUAGAUUCAAUGUUGCUAUUCCCAUCUCUAUACCAUUAAUUGUUGGCAUUGCUAUCAAGCUUGGGACACAGUAACACAUUUUCUGGGGCUCCCCUUCUGUAUGUCACCCUAUAUCAUACUUAUAGCUAGCCUGGUUAAACCAGAUUGAACGCUGCGCUCACCAGUUUUCCUGUGAAAGGCAACGCAAUCAGCUUGGAUACCAGGCUAACUAUCUAGAUCUGUCCAUUAUAGUCCUUCUCCACUGUGUCCGCUGCCAGUCGAAGUGUCUGGGAAAGGGGUGUAUUUUGUGCUUUUUACUUUCUUAUCUCUAUUUCUGACCCUGGACCUGGAGGAAAUGAAGGAUCUCUUCUCUCUUCCUGAUCCAGUGGUUGUCAACACUGACCAGUGUUCAACAAACGUCAGGCCUGAUACAUAUCCAACUGAAGCCAGUCAUCUUCAUCUCACAUAUUCUGCUCCCACAUAUAGUUCAAUAGUGAUGUGUGCUGUGACUCAGUGGCUUUUUGAUGAUGAUGAGAAAUGAAUAUUUAUUUGAUUUUAUAUAAAGAGAGAAGAUGGAUACUCUUAGAGGUUUGUCCAGCCUUGAACACAAGGUUCUGUUCGUCCAAGAAAGUGGGCUGAUUUUUUAGUUCUUAUGCAUUAUAAGCACUGGUUGAAUUGUGGUUUGCUCUUCGGGAACUGUGCCGGGCUAACACAGAAUGUUCUGUUUAUGCUGUUGCCCAUGAUUUAAUUAUAGCAUUUUUGGACGAUUUCUCUGUUUUGCUAAGGAUAAGUGUUAACUUAUCCUUAAAUGGGAACCAAUGGGUUAGAAUACAUUUUUUGGAUCAAUCUGGCAUACAUGACUCCACGGUAGCACUUGCACAGCAGGCCAAAAUGUAUCUCGUUGAGACAAUGUGUGUGUGUGUGUGUGCAAACAGUGCUGAAAGAUCAGCGAACACUGAUCACAGUGUUUCAAAGUAUCACUUUACCGGAGACCGCUUCUCCCAAAAUGUCUUCUUCAAUGGUUGUGAAUUGUGAAAUCGAAGCCUAAUCCUAUACGGUUGUAUCAGAUGAGGCGUUUGAGUGGCACAACAUUAAAGCUGAUAUACCAGUUGGUUGUGCUGUUCAAAUAUACGUGAUCAACUCAUGUAAUGUAAUCCCCAAGCUCACUAAUGGCAUCACUUGAUAACAAUGACUGUUAAUACAAUAUUAAUAAGCUGCAUAUGGAUGGGUAAAAAGAUACCAGUAUACAUUAUGUAAAUAAAUACCCUGCAUGACUAUUAUGCUGUCAGCCAUAUGUGUAAAAAUACUACGGUAUGUACAGUACAUGCUCAGUAUUACAACAAUGAUUUACACAGGCAAGUCGGAUACAGGUUUGGUAACACUUUAACUGACUUCUCUGUCAUAAGGGUGACAUAACGCUGUCAUAAGGGUGACAUAACGCUGUCAUAACAUAACACAUGUCAUUUUCGGUCGUGAAAACUGAUGUCAAAAUACUGACAACCCUUUACACUGUCAUGACACAAAUGGAUAUUUAUGUAAAUUAGUUGGCUAGCGGUAUCCUAAGCCAAUAAGCUGACUGAAGCAAAGAUUUGUGCCAUGAAGGUGUCAAGUCAGCUGUCAAGCUUAUGUCAGCUGUCAUGACUGUUAAUAACAUAUUUUAUGUAAUUGUUCUGACAUGGUUUAGUCACUAGAAGUAAUGUCAGAGUGCUCAAGAUGUGUUACCCAACGUUGAGACAUGCCAAUAUGGACAUCAGUUUAGUAACACUUACUGUCGUCAGUUCUCUUGAACGCCACAUGGGGGGGUUAAUUUCUUUCUAAACCUGGAAACAAAAUGGAGAAGCGCUGUUCAUGUCUUAUCUAAUUUGUUUGUCACAUAGUGUGUUGGAAAGCAGAUUUGUACUUUCUUUACUUUGUGGUAUUCAUUAUUGUUAUUGUGAUGAUUUUUUUUUUUUAUAUUUUUGACACAAUAAUUCCGAUCAGAAUUCUGCAAUCCUUCUGCAAAUUACCACAGUUUUCACUUAAUGACAAUAUGAGCUCUAUGAUGAUGUUUGAUCACUCUCUUUAUUUUACAAGUCUGUCCCGCCUCAAGCAAAGCCAUCUUUCUUUGGGUCCAAACAACAAAUAAAUAAAGUAAACAACAGAGAAUGUGACCCACUCAGUUUAUCUAUAUAGUGUGUUAUCUGUUCUCUCAUACCCAAAACAGUAAGGAAAAUACACCCCAAAUACAUUCUAUAUCUCCAUGUAUUAGUAUGACUUUAUUAAUACAGUAUGUACCAGUUAUUCCUCCCACACCAGCCCUCAUUGUUUGCAGAAGCGACAUCACACAAAGCUUUUCUUUCAACCAUUUCACUUGAUAAUAUGUGCAAAUGUGUUACCUUGAUUAUCGACAUAACAUCUUUAUUAACAUAGUUGAACAUGAGGAAGAUAACAAAAACUUGUAGCUUCCUUAUGUGCUUUUACUUAAAAUACAACAUAAUUUGGUUAAAAUGUUGCUUUUUUUUGUUGUUGCAUAAAACCAGAGACAUUAACUCAGAAAAAGGUUUUAAUUCAUUCACAUAAAAAUGGUUUCUGCGCUUCCACACACAC